UGGGUUUGAGCUUGCACACACACAUAUGCUUGAUUCUUCAGCAUCGAUGAUCCAUCUACCCCCAAAGAACUCGAACUAAACUAAUCCAAUCCAAACCAAUCCAUCCAUCCACAAUGUCCGACUCCAUCCCCUCCGCCCACGCUGACCCCGAGCAACCCCCACUCCCCGCCGCCAACGCCGAGGACCGCAAAGCCGCCGCCGCCCUCUCCGCCCUCCACACCACCGAGAUCACCACUACCGACUCCGCCGCGAGCGCGAAGGUGACCUCUGCUGCGGAUCAGGAGGCCCUGGGGAAGGCGAUGAGCCGGCUUGAGAUCGCGGCUGGGCUUAAUGCAGGCAAGAAGCGGGCGGGGACGGCGACGGCGACGGCUACGGAUACACAGCGGGGCAAGGAGGGAGGGGAGGUCGUGAAGAAGAAGGCGGUUAAGGUUAGCGCUGAGGAUGUUAAUCUCUUGGUGGACCAGUUGGAUUUGAAUAAGCUCAAGGCUACGGAAUUGUUGAAGGCGCAUGAUGGGAGCGUUGUCCGGGCGAUCAAGGCGUUUAUCACCCCUGCUUGCUAGUACCCGUGCUUAAAGGCUGCUGGUCAGUCGGGUUUCGGAAGUGGGUUGCUUGGGGGGGUAGAUGAACGUGCUGUGCGAUUGAUUGUCUGCGCUUAUGCAGGACAGAAAACCCCGGAAAGGGAGGGAGGGGUAGCUGAUUUAGAUUCCCACUACCUGCGAAAUUGCAAAGGCCUGUAAAAGCUAUGGAACAG
This is a messenger RNA of Aspergillus homomorphus CBS 101889, 751 nucleotides long. RefSeq names its product huntingtin-interacting protein K. NCBI's taxonomy places the organism in Eukaryota, Fungi, Ascomycota, Eurotiomycetes, Eurotiales, Aspergillaceae. Bases 114 to 560 code for a protein of 148 amino acids. Gene Ontology annotation, biological process: protein stabilization; negative regulation of apoptotic process. The transcript is spliced from 2 exons. The record is from RefSeq and is a predicted model, not a curated record.